Messenger RNA from Cololabis saira (Pacific saury), 1818 nucleotides. RefSeq names its product zinc finger protein 585A-like. Gene Ontology annotation, molecular function: RNA polymerase II cis-regulatory region sequence-specific DNA binding; DNA-binding transcription factor activity, RNA polymerase II-specific. NCBI's taxonomy places the organism in Eukaryota, Metazoa, Chordata, Actinopteri, Beloniformes, Belonidae. Gene Ontology annotation, cellular component: nucleus. Bases 308 to 1459 code for a protein of 383 amino acids. Gene Ontology annotation, biological process: central nervous system development; regulation of transcription by RNA polymerase II. The record is from RefSeq and is a predicted model, not a curated record. The transcript has a single exon.
UUUGUAAGGGGAAGGAGGACGGGGUUUUCAGUGACCAGCACCUCGAUAACCUGGAGAGGAGCUGCAGCCCGGACCAGGAGGAACCAGGGCAUCCACAGACUGUAGAACUGGAGGAAGACUCCAGUCGUCAGGCGUAGACGUAGAGGUGGAUGUCUCAUUGGUCAAUGUCGCUGAUGUGAAAGUUGGUGAACCAGGACCAAACUGUGGCCAGCUGCUGUUGCACACUUCUCCUGAAGCUCAAAACAAAGAUGAGGAAGGGACUGAAAGUUUACGCUCAGAAUCCAGUAAAACUGCAGAUCCGGAGCCAAUGGGACGACACGGUGACCACGAAUAUGCUGCUGUCCCGUCAGACAGCAACUGUAAAUCAAAGCUGACCAGGACCCACACGGGGAAGAAGGUGUUUUCUUGCAGAACCUGCAGGACAGAGUUCAGUAAAAGUAGUAUUUUAAUGGAUCACAUGAAGAUCCACACUUGUGAAAGGCUAUACCUGUGCAACACCUGCGGAAAAUCGUUUACUAAAUCAUCAAAUCUUAAACGCCACAUAAUCACACACAGGGGUGAGAAGCCCUACAUCUGCAAAACAUGUGGAAAAACUUACACAGAACGUUCCAACCUGGUGGUUCACUCGAGGAUCCACACUGGCGAAAGGCCGUACAUGUGCAACACCUGCGGAAAAUCGUUUACUAAAUCAUCAAAUCUUAAAAGCCACAUAACCACGCACACGGGCGAGAAGCCCUACAUCUGCAAAACAUGUGGAAAAAGUUACAGGCUACGUUCCCAGCUAGUGAUUCACUCGAGGACCCACACUGGCGAAAGGCCGUACCUGUGCAACACCUGCAGCAAAACCUUUACUAAUUUAUCAGAUCUUAAACGCCACAUAACCAUGCACACGGUCGAGAAGCCCUACAUCUGCAAAACAUGUGGAAAGAGUUACAGGAUACGUUCCUACCUGGUGGCUCACUCGAGGAUACACACCGGUGAAAGGCCGUUCGUGUGCAACACCUGCGGAAAAACCUUUAUUAAAUCAUCAAACCUUAAAAGCCACAUAACCACGCACACGGGCGAGAAGCCCUACAUCUGCAAAACAUGUGGAAAAAGUUACAGGCUACGUUCACACCUAGUGACUCACUCGAGGAUCCACACCGGCGAAAGGCCGUACUUGUGCAACACCUGUGGAAAAACCUUUACGGGAUCAUCAGUUCUUAAACGGCACAUAACCACGCACACGGGAGAGAAGCCCUACAUCUGCAAAACAUGUGGAAAAAGUUACAGGCUACGUUCCCAACUAGUGAUUCACUCGAGGAUCCACACCGGCGAAAGGCCGUACCUGUGCAACACCUGCGGAAAAACCUUUACUGAAUCAUCACAUCUUAAACGGCACAUAUUCACCCACACGGGGAGAAGCUAUAUUAGUGCAAGACGUGCAACAACGGUUUUAGCCGCAGAAUUGAUUUGCUGAGUCACAUGAAAAAUCACCCGGAGGAGAAGUCUGGUGACUCGUGACAAAUGAAGCUCAUGUUGUCGUCCUCCGGGGGCAGCUGUCCACUCCUGUCUGACCCACAGAAGAAGAACCCGCAGAAGUCCAACCACCACCUCCUGUGGCUGAUGAGCCUAAUCCCCUCCCCACAAGGGUUGCAGCUUCAACCCGGAUUUAUGCUUCUCCGUCAACUUGACGCAGAGGGAACGAUGUGGUGGUGUACUUUUUUUUUUUUUAAUUCUGCAUUGAGUUUGUUUGAAUCCCUGUUCCUUCUUAAAAUCGUAUUAUUUGUUGCUGUUGGUAACUUGUCGUCUCCACGGUGCAAAUAAAGAGCUGUUAGU